GAAGAAUUCUUUCGAUAUCGUAGUACCUGUCUCAAUGGAAACAGCAAGUGGAUCAUGUGCUUUUAGGCGUAGGUCUCUGGAGGACUGUUGAUUGACUUGGGCCCACUUGUUCCAUGAGCCAUGUGUUCACACCAGGAACUAGUAUGAGAGCUGCUGUUGUUAGCAUAUCCAGUCUUCUUCACUAAAGAAGAUAAAGAAGGCAAGGCUGCAGAAUUUCCUUACUUGAAGCUCAAACAGCAGCAGUAUAAUGCAGGCUGGGCACAAAAACCCUCUCAAACCAAAUCCUAUUCUUCUUUUUUCUGCUUGUUCUGCAGUAUUCACGGUUUUUAAGGCCAUCUAGCCCCAAGGUGUACAAUAGUGCUUCCAGUAUUUUCAGUCUACGUAGCCACUUACUCAAUAUUGUCUUAUUUUUGCAUUUUCUUUCCAAAGGGGACAAAGCGAUUGUAGUUUCAGCAACCCAAAGUUUCAACUUCAUUUUCAAUGGGCUGUUUGUGGAUUCCAGUUUAUUGCUGAAGGUAUGCACAAAAUGCAUACUUUUCCCUCCUCUUCAAUUACGUCCUAGGAACAGGCACCAUACGUAUGAAGCAAGCUGGUCUUCUGUUUCCUGAUCUCCUGAUACUGUGUCAGAGAGAGGUGGGGCCACAUAUUUCUGGUCUUCAGCUGUUUCCAUUACACACAGGGCUGGAAAGGAUUGACGACCUGAAUGGCAGAAGAACAUGAUAUCUGGGUAAACUGCAAACAAGGCAAGGUCUGAGGGAAGAGCUGAGAGAUUGCAAUGCAAGGAAGAGCUGGAGGAUUUCUUUGUCUAAAAGGGUGAAGAGCAGUCUUUUCACUUUACAGUACAAUUUCCUGAUUUUCCCAUAGACUUCACUGCAGUAUUCAGGAAAUAGCUUGAAAGUGAAGGUACUGCUUAUGAAGGAGUUAUUUUGAAGGUAGAGAGAGGAGAGACAGAGGACUGCAGGGUAGGCAGAGAGGGAGCAAUGAAGUGAAAGAGCUGAGCUGUACAGGAAGGAGUGGCUACACUGUGGAAAAGGAGGAACACGAGGGAGGGGCUGCAUGACAUAGUGGACAACACAGGGGUAGAAGUAGAGUGUGGGCCCAAACAGCUAACAGGGAAGCACUCAGGGUGUCCUUCAAAAUUUAUAGUUCUUAAAAUAUCAUGCACAACACAUCCAUUCUUUCUGUAUCUCACAAUUUGUGACUGCAUUCAACCUUCCUACAUGCUAACUGGCCCAGAGAACUGCUCAAACGUGCUGAAACACCAUUUACACAGGAUGGAUCUUCACUACUUUCAUAUGAAGCUUGCAAAAAACAGCUUUAACAAUGCUUCCAAGUGUCAGAAAAAGGAAAUGGAGGAUCAUUUACAAGGUUGCAUGUGUGAACCAUCCCCCGUGUUUUACAUUUAUGAGAAAAAAGAGACUGGAUCCCAGUACUGGGAAGACAAAUCCUUUUGGAAGCAGUUACAAUUUUAGUCAAAAGAAAAAUGAUGGAUGAAUGCAAAUAAGGCCUCAUAAAUUAGACCUUGAAAGGAAAUGUAUAGAAGGCAAGGGGAACUGUGCAUGGUAUGCCUCAGUGCACAUACAGAAAGGUGAUAAAGAAACCUGCUCAAUGCAUUAACGCAGGCUCAUCAUCUUCUACUGAGGCCGUAGACGUCGUCGUAGACAUGAUACGUCAUCAUCUGCAGAGGAGAGGCCUCCCGGCCCAGAGACCGCAGGAGAGGAGGAAGUCGGUGGUGGAGGACAGCAAGCGGCAGCUCGUCCCGUUGACUCCAAUAGAGGUCGUCAAGCAAAAGCCAGAGGGAGUCGGGGAGCACGCAGCGGUCGUGUUCGUGGUUCCAGGGGCUCCACCAGAACGGAUGAGGAGGACUUCUGCGGUUUGAUUAUCGACAAUGAACUCCUCAUCCAGAUGGUGGAGGACAGACCACCACUGUGGGACCACACCGACCGCCGCCAUGCAGACCAUCAUGCUACCCAGCUCCUCUGGCUCGAGAUAUGUGAGGCAAUAGUGCCAAAUUGGGACAACCUCAAUAAAAAGUCAACUGGAGGAAUGCCGGACGACAAUCCUGGUGCGGUGGCGGUUAAUGAGGGACCACUAUAAGAAGGACUAUAACGAGGAGGUCAAGUGCCCGAGUGGUUCAAGAGCAAGCCAAAAGCGGCUGUACCGGUAUGCGGCCACAUUAGGUUUUCUUCGUAGGACCCUACAACUGCGAAGCACAUCAAGCAGUACUCGGGCACCCAAACCUCCUCAUGAAGUCCUUCCAGAGGCUGGAGCACCAGAGGCGGUCCCCGAAGAGCCGCCCACCGCAGGUCCCUCUCGUCCCACUCCAACAGCUGGUCGGGACCUCAAUGUUCCCCUACCUGUACCCUCUGGCGACUCAACAAUGGCCACAAUGGCACCACUUUUUGAGGCAUUGAUGCGUCGCCAGAGGACCAGUAGGAGCCGUCAGGCGGACUACGAGGAUCUCACAAGGCUCGUUUACAAGUCCUUGAUGGGAUUCACCAAUAGAGUUACUGCUUUGGAGGACACAGUGCGACGUCUGCAGGAGGGGGAAGUGCAUACGUCGCAGUUGGGUCUGGUGCAUCACUAUUGGUUAUCGUUGCUCCCCGUGAUGGAACGAUUUACGCCCGACCAGCUGUUUGAGGCCCGAAGACAGAUGGACAGUGUCUUGUGGCAAGUACAGCACCGCCCUACAUCCUAUCCCCCGUCCAUUCCCUAUCACCCAUCCAUGCCCUAUCCCCCAUCCAUGCCCUAUCCCCAUCCAUGCCCUAUGCCCCUUCCCAGCCUCCCCAUCCCCAUUCCCAAUCCACCGAGCACUUUGCUCAACACUUUUCUCCUUCUCCUCCUCGUUACUUUCCUGCAACCAGUUUCAACACUCCCUCUACUCUUGCUUGGUCAACUCCUUCUCCUGCUCCCCCUUCCAGAUUGCAUACUCCCUCUGUUGUGCUUGCCCCAACACACACUUAUAUGUCCACAGGGGCACAGGAACAGGACCGAGGGAGACCAACCAGUGUUUGGCCCUCCACCACCCAACCUUCUACUCCAACAGAGGUUAUUGGAUGCACCCAAUAGCUACGCUUACGACGCCGUCUGGCUCGAAGACGUCUUCUCCAGCGUGAAUCCAGAAUUAGAGCCUGAAAUCCAAAAACAAAUAUGGUCUGGCAUCAUCUUUGCAAUCUGCAGAGGGAGCUUCUGAGUGGAACACUAUGGAUAGUUAUGGAAAGUACAUAGCAGUUGCUCUGGUGUUUUUCUCAGUCUGUAUGCAUGUCAGUCAUUCCUUCCCUGAAGAUAAUUUUCUGGCCCCAGCUUGCUCAGAAUGCAGACUCAAGCAAAAUGCAUAUUUUUCAAAUAUUGGGAAAGGACCGAUAUUUCAGUGCAGUGGAUGCUGCUUCUCCAGGGCUUACCCUACCCCAAUGAGAUCAAAGAAGACAAUGCUGGUGCCAAAGAACAUCACUUCUGAGGCUAAGUGCUGUGUGGCAAAAACACAAUCCAGGGUGACAAUAAAUGGUAUGAAGAUUGAGAAUCACACUGCUUGUCACUGCAGUACAUGCCUCUACCAUAAAUUUUAAAUGUUACAU
Messenger RNA from Bufo gargarizans (Asiatic toad), 3575 nucleotides. RefSeq names its product glycoprotein hormones, alpha polypeptide (gene CGA). The record is from RefSeq and is a predicted model, not a curated record. Gene Ontology annotation, cellular component: extracellular region; follicle-stimulating hormone complex. NCBI's taxonomy places the organism in Eukaryota, Metazoa, Chordata, Amphibia, Anura, Bufonidae. Gene Ontology annotation, molecular function: follicle-stimulating hormone activity. Bases 3204 to 3566 code for a protein of 120 amino acids. Gene Ontology annotation, biological process: positive regulation of steroid biosynthetic process; thyroid hormone generation. The transcript has 11 exons.